CUCUCUCUUUCCUUUCUUUCACCUUUCUUUCAUACAUCCUCCUCCCUCUCCUGCUGUCUUGCUUUCGGGUUGUUUGCUGCACACCCUCUUUUACUGCUUGUUCAGUCAAUCAGUCACUGACACAGCCCCAUAGAGCCGUUAACGGAGUCUCACUCUCUUUCAUCACACUCAAUAUUUUUGAGUAACUUUAUUGGUCUCACCCGUCCACGUCUGACACUUUUCUGUUCUUCUCCAUUAAUUGUACCAUUAAGAAUCACAAAUGGCGUCGUCUAUUCCCGCAUAUUUGUACGCCUGUAUGGCUCCCGCUGCCUCCAGCACAUCUGUCUAUCUUGCAGGGGUUCCCGCAUCUGAUGAAGGACGUCUGGAGAUAUAUCAGAUCAAUCUGGCCAACAUCAAUUCACCUACUGCCACCUUUAUUGCCAACCAGACAAGCAGCUAUUACUGGAGCAGCGCCGCUCCGAAAGCUUGCCUAGCCUACAAUGGCAAUAAAGUAUCUACCAACAAUCCCAUGUUCAUUCAACAGUUCGGCGCAAAGUCCUACUUCACCAACUUUUAUCCCAAUGGUACAAUUGAUUAUCCCGCUCACUUUCCUGAAAUCGGUUUCAUCUCGAGUAAACUGUUCUCUCUCUCGGGUUCAGUUGGGAACCUGAAUUGGUUCGCUGCAAUGUCAAAUGCCACCAGCUCCCUAACUCGCUCUCCCUGGGUUGGUUUGCGUUUCAACGCUACCUCCAUCGUCGACAGCCGUCGAGAUUAUACCCUUUCCUCAUACCCGACCUUGGACCCAAUGUUAAGUGUCGGUACAUAUAUUGAAUCGUCCAACACACCCGCUCAGGGAUAUAGUAUCGUGUUUGAUAAAAGUGGUGAGGGCGUCAUUUAUACGACCCUGGCUACUGCUGGGUUGUCCCUUACUGGUGCAGAUAGCACUCUGGCCUUGUCGAACCCUCGAAGUGUGGACACGGACGGGAUCGCUCUGACUAACAGCGCCAUUUCGCUCACAAUGACGGGUGUUGGAUACAUUCUGGACAAAGCGUUGGAUGGAGCGACUGUCCUCUAUUCCAUCAAUCCAAGCCAAUCCAACAAAUUGCAGUAUGUUUCAGUUCCUGGCAACGUGCCAACUUUCUCAGCUAGCAUGGUUGCGGCUGCUGUAGGAAGUCGAAUCAUCACCUACAGUGCAGGCAACAAUGGUGCCGUCGUUUUCAACAGCUUCGACACAGCCUCAGGAGCAUGGAGUGGGCCCGGCCUCAGGAAGGCUUCUCCACCUCCAACUCGCUCUGACACCACUUCGCCUUCAAAACCAUCUGAUGGAGGCAAUACCGAGAAUUCAAGUAAAGCACCUCUCGGUGCAAUUAUUGGAGGAGUAGUUGGUGGGUUGGUUUUGAUCGCCUUGAUCGCCUUCUUUGCUAUCCGCCGCCGUCCCAAGAAGAGUACAGAGAUCAGUGCCAAUCCUCAGCCGACUUAUCACGACCCAAACAAAGUACAGAACCCUGCUGCCGCGCCAUUGAUGGAGCAGAAUUAUGUACUUCAGCAGCAACAACAACAGGCAGCAGCUCAAAACUUCCAGAUUCAGCAGCAGCAGCAGUACAAUCUUAAUCAGCCAUAUAUUUCACAACCCCAGCCUGAUAUCUACACUUCGCAACCCAUGGCUCAGAUUCCGAUACAACAGCAAGGAGGAGCCCCUGUCAUCUUCCAGGCGCAGACUCAAGAGCCUUACAACUAUACUCCUCCAACGCUCAUCCCCUUGCCUCAGACUCAGGCUCCCAACAUCUUCCAACCCCAGGCGUCGGAACCGAGCCCACAGACAUAUAGCCAAGCAUCGCCUUAUGCAGCACCUACGACCGCUUCUACACCUCUAACGCCAGCGAGCCAGGCCUAUACCCCAACUCACUCUGGUCAGAUCCCCGCUAGUCCUCAAUACAUUGCUCCCCCAGGUGGCGACCAAUAUGCCUCAUAAGUAGCAUUACAUGGUAAUAUCUUUUUUUCCGUACGGGUCAAAAUAUCAGUUAGCAUCUCACAGUAAAGAUAUUCAUCUUGGGGCGAAUAUAAAAAUAAUCAAUCCAUAAUGGUUUACGGUCCUAUCUAACGAUGGCAAUAGCUAGGAUAUCAAUAAAAAGAAC
This is a messenger RNA of Lobosporangium transversale, 2114 nucleotides long. RefSeq lists its product as hypothetical. Lineage: Eukaryota; Fungi; Mortierellomycota; Mortierellomycetes; Mortierellales; Mortierellaceae. The record is from RefSeq and is a predicted model, not a curated record. The transcript is spliced from 3 exons. The coding region runs from base 260 to 1951 and encodes 563 amino acids.